UUUACGUGAUCUCCUUUAAUCUUUAAAACAGAGUUUUCUUUGUUGCAACGACAGGUUUAUUCAUUUUAUUUUCGUGUCCCUCAUUGUCUGCUUUUCCUGACGCACUAAUUCAACGCAUUUCCCAGCAGAGAUCACUGCGAGACCGCAGGUCGGGAGGAUGACAGCACGAGUGUACCGCUCAUUGAUGGCUGUUUUAUCAUGUCUGUCUGGAAACUUGAUCAUAACAGAAGCCACAUUUGGCUUCCCAACAAUGGUGUUCGGUUUCUGUCCGAUGAAGCUGACGGUAGUGCCGUCUCGUCGAGGAUGUUUUUUUGAUGGAGACUGCCCUGGAGGAGAAAAAUGCUGUAUAUUUGAGUCGGGGUCUGCGUGUGUGCCGCCUGUUUCCAUGGAUAGAAUUAUUCAGCAGUCAUUGAUGAAGCCAGGACUGUGUCCACCCCCAACCUAUGGAAGAUCGUGUACCACAUUCUGUAACGGUGACUCUGACUGUCCCAACAAUGAGAAGUGCUGCAGCAAUGGAUGUGGUCAUUACUGUACAGCUCCAUAUACAGUGAAGCCAGGUCAGUGUCCCAAACCGAAGAAAACUCCAGAAUGUGCUGAAAGCUGUUUCCAUGAUGGCCAGUGUCCUUCCACACAGAAAUGUUGCCCAACCACCUGGGGCCAUGCAUGUAGUGAAGCAAAUGAUCUAGAACAUGAUCAGGGAAGUGUUCACGCAAGUGUUCAUGUAAGUGUUCAGUCAGAUGAUCAUGGAACUGGUUCUGGAAGCGCUCAGGGAAGUAGUUCUGGAAGUAGUUAUGGAAGUGGAAGCGCUCAGGGAAGUAGUUCUGGAAGUAGUUAUGGAAGUGGAAGCGCUCAGGGAAGUAGUUCUGGAAGUGGAUCAGAUCAUGGAAGUGGUCAGGCUCAGGGAAGUAGCUCUGCAAGUAGUUCUGGGAGUGGUCAGGAUCAGGGAAGUAGCUCUGCAAGUAGUUCUGGGAGUGGUCAGGCUCAGGGAAGUAGUUCUGGAAGUGGAUCAGAUCAGGGAAGCGGUCAGGCUCAGGGAAGUAGCUCUGCAAGUAGUUCUGGAAGUGGUCAGGAUCAGGGAAGUAGCUCUGCGAGUAGUUCUGGAGGUGGUCAGGAUCAGGGAAGUAGCUCUGCGAGUAGUUCUGGAAGUGGUCAGGCUCAGGGAAGUAGUUCUGGAAGUGGUCAGGAUCAGGGAAGUAGCUCUGCAAGUAGUUCGGGAAGUGGUCGGGCUCAGGGAAGUAGUUCUGGAAGUGAUCAUGGAAGUGGUCAGGCUCAGGGAAGUAGCUCUGCGAGUAGUUCUGGAAGUGGUCAGGAUCAGGGAAGUAGCUCUGCGAGUAAUCAGGGAAGCGGUCAGGCUCAGGGAAGUAGCUCUGCAAGUAGUUCUGGAAGUGGAAGCAGUCAGGCUCAGGGAAGUAGUUCUGGAAGUGGAGGUAGUUAUGUUUUUGUGUCAAUAUAACUAAUGAUGAUGGCGAUUUCUAAAUAAAUGCAUAAAAAAAGAAA
This is a messenger RNA of Carassius carassius (crucian carp), 1497 nucleotides long. RefSeq lists its product as uncharacterized. Gene Ontology annotation, cellular component: extracellular region. The record is from RefSeq and is a predicted model, not a curated record. Bases 158 to 1453 code for a protein of 431 amino acids. Gene Ontology annotation, biological process: antibacterial humoral response; innate immune response. The transcript has 6 exons. NCBI's taxonomy places the organism in Eukaryota, Metazoa, Chordata, Actinopteri, Cypriniformes, Cyprinidae. Gene Ontology annotation, molecular function: peptidase inhibitor activity.